Molecule: messenger RNA, 2082 nt
Organism: Closterium sp. Naga37s-1
Lineage: Eukaryota; Viridiplantae; Streptophyta; Zygnematophyceae; Desmidiales; Closteriaceae
Source: the annotation of a GenBank genome assembly
AUGCUAGCGGAGCUUCAACAGGUCGAUACAGCAACACAAGCUACAGAUUUUGCGACUUACUCGUGUCAUCGUCAGGCGAGGUACCGCUGUCGUCCUCCACGCCUCUCUCCCCCCUCCCCGCCAAUGGACGCCAUAUCCCGGCCGCCCGCCGCCCCCCUCUCCGCGCGCCGAUGGGUGGUGGGGCACAAGAAGUGGGCCCCCCCCGCCGCCGCCCCCCCGCCUGCUUCCGCCUCCUUCGGCUCCUCUCUCGCCGACUCCUUCCUUCUGUCGCACGCGCCGUCCCACUCGUCGCACGUCCCUUCGCACCCGUCGCUCGUCUCGUCGCACCCGUCGCACGGCGGCAGCUGGGCCAACGGGAGCGUCGUGGAUGGAAGCUGCGGGUUUGAGGGGUCUCAGCGGGGGCGCGCGGAGGAAGGCUGGUCGGGCGCGCGCAACAGCUGCGCGCGGCAUGACGGGGAUGCGGCGGUGCCGGGGGGAGCGCAAGCGGAUGCCGGGUGGCGGAAGCGGAAAAGCCAUCUAUCCGACACUGCCGACGACUCCGCCUGUCUGACAUCAUCACAUGGCCCUCACGCCCCCGCCUUUGCCCUGCCGCACGCGGCCGUCGCGCCGUCGCACGCGGACUCCCCUUUUGCGCAUCCAUCCGCCUCCCCGCCCGCGCACGCCACCCGCUGGGACGUUCCCCUUUUCUCCGCCAAGCGCGCAUGCCUCGCGGCGGCCCCGCACAGGCCCGCGGAAGGCGCGGCAUGGGCGGAGAGGCCAGGCGCGUGGGGGGCAGGGCCAGCGGCUUUCGAAGCGCAAGGUCGGGCGGCGGCGGCGGCGGUGGCGGGGAAGGCGGAGGGCAGAGGCGGCGCGUGGCGCGCUCUGAGCGCAUCGUCGGUCGACUUCGCGCCGCAUUCUUUCCAGCCAAUCGCAGAGUCAGAUUUGCUUCUGGAGGCGUCGGGCAGCGGAGCGCCGCUUGCGUUCGCCGUGGGCGCGGCAGCGGGCGCGCACGGUGACGGGCGGGGGGGCCUCCACCAUCCCGCGUCCUCCGCGCGCAGCAUCGGCGCGUCAAUGGAGAGCGGCGCGCGCACGCGGCGGGUGGUAUGCGCGCGGGGCAGGAAGCGGCGGGGAGCGGGGGUGGAUCCGGGGCAGCAGGUCGCGAUGGCGCGGGGAGCGGGCGACCCAGGCGCGCUUAUCGAGGCGGGCGGAUGGGCGGCAGCGCAAGGGGAAGGGGAGCAGAGCUCGUGCGCGUAUGGUGGGGAAAGGGCCGAUGCGGAGGGCGGGGAAAGGGCGGAGGAGGAAGCGGAGAGGAGGGAAGGAGGAGUCGGCGCAGAGAGCACCCCGCGACCGAGGAGGCGGAGACGAAAGGUGGGGCUAGUGGGGGUGGCGGAGGAAGGGGAGACGGCGGAGGAUGAGCGGGAUGGGCUAGCUUCGUCGGCGAGGCGGCCUCCAUCCGCGCAUGCGCCCGUGCUUGCGGGAUGCGCGUCGGCAGGCACGGCGGGCGGCGGGCCAGCAGGGAGUGCGAGCGUGGAUGACGGCCUGCGCGCAGGCGGUGCCGCGAUCGCCGGCACGUGUGCGCCGGCGCCCGCGGAGUGCCGCGCGCGCGAGGGGAGCAGCGGGGACAGCAGCGGGGGCAGCAGCGCGUGCGAGCGGGAGAGCACGGGCAGCGAGCAGCGCGCAGGGCGGAGGCGGAACGCGCGCGUGCUGCAGGAAUCAGUGAACGGCGCGCGCAGCGAGGGGCUACGCGAUGAUGACGGGGAGGCGCGCUGCGGCGAUGACGACCGUGGAGACACGCGGCAACGGCAGAGGCAGCGGCAGAGACCAAACGGAACAGCGGGGGGAGCGGGAGCAGAGGAGGCGGACGAGGAGGCGGAGAUGAGGCGGCGGUUCAGCGUGGUGGUGCAGUCACAGGUGGUGGGUGGCGAGGAGGAGGACGGACCACUGGAAGGGGAGGCCGAUAGGUGCAUGGCGGACCACGUAGGGGCGGCCAAGUUUGUCCUCUCCUCUGGGCGAACACUCUCAGCAGAGGGACUGCCAGCGCCCAAGAAGAAGCCCACCAUAGAUGACGAGUUUGAGCAGUACUUUGCGCAGCUGCUCUUGUAG